Molecule: messenger RNA, 675 nt
Organism: Aspergillus japonicus CBS 114.51
Lineage: Eukaryota; Fungi; Ascomycota; Eurotiomycetes; Eurotiales; Aspergillaceae
Product: RING finger protein
Exons: 6
Coding region: 1-675 (224 amino acids)
Molecular function (GO): ubiquitin protein ligase activity; zinc ion binding
Source: RefSeq, a predicted model, not a curated record
AUGAGCCAACGCAUGUUUAUUGUUGGGCAUACCGUCAAUCUUUUGGACGGAGUUCUGAAUAUGAGCUUCGACAUUGUCGGGACCACUGGCAACAUCUACAAAACCACCAUUGGGAAGGUGCCAACCUGCGACUGUCCAGAUGCACGCAAGGGUAAUCAAUGCAAGCACAUCUGUUAUGUAUUGAUCAACGCUCUCAAAGCGCCGGCGGACCUUCAGUAUCAGCUGGCAUUUCUAUCAUCGGAACUGCGGGCGAUAUACAAUGGUUCCUCGCUCAGCAAAGAGCAAUCUACAGAGGAAAACGCUGGCAACAGGAAACCGGUCGAGGGAGACUGUCCAAUAUGCUUCAUGGAAUUCGAGCCCGAAAAAGAGGACAUUGUAUGGUGUCGAGCUGCCUGUGGGAACAACAUUCACAAGACUUGCUUUCAUCAGUGGGCCGCCACCCAGCAGGCACAGGGCGUCAGAUGCGUCUAUUGUCGUGCACCCUGGCAGCCGGAUACCGAAAAUAUGAAUGUGGAGGAGCUCUCGCGCCAAGGCAAAGUCAGAUGGGAUGGAUACGUCAAUGUGGCACAGCAUUUUGGCCUCUCGGGCCGUCGCGACGUUUCGAGCUACCAUCCUUUCUGGGUGCGCCGACAGCAGUACCAGCACGAGGACGACUGGGAUUAUGAUGACUAUUGA